AGCAAAUUGAUCUUUUUGAUACACAGUUAACAUCUAUUAGAUCUCCUCCCUCUCUGAGUAUACAAUUAAAUAUGAAAUUUUGGUUAGAUUCUAUUCCACAGAUGGCUACGCCAUUGGAUUUUCAGUAG
Molecule: messenger RNA, 128 nt
Organism: Dentiscutata erythropus
Lineage: Eukaryota; Fungi; Glomeromycota; Glomeromycetes; Diversisporales; Gigasporaceae
Source: the annotation of a GenBank genome assembly